Messenger RNA from Epinephelus lanceolatus (giant grouper), 1979 nucleotides. NCBI's taxonomy places the organism in Eukaryota, Metazoa, Chordata, Actinopteri, Perciformes, Serranidae. The record is from RefSeq and is a predicted model, not a curated record.
GCGAGGCUUCAUUCCCAGCCCCAAAGAUCCAGCCUUACGCAUCCAGCGCUGAAGACCAACCCGAUGUGUGUGUGCGCACCGUGUUUUGACGCGUGAAUCAAGGCCACCAGGAUUGAGGAGAUACACCGCGGCCCUGCACGCUGGACCUGCACCGGUGCAUUUGCAAGAAGAAACUGCUCGCUGGCUGGCACGCUGUGAGAAUUAACCUCCACCAAGGCUUCUUCUUCUUUUUUGUUUCUGCAGAACACAAACUAAACCCCAGGUCGCGUCACUGAAACAAUCCGGUCAUGCCGCUGCUGCGCACCUGCCAGACCUCCGCGCCCGGACCGGACUGUUGAAGACAGCAAGAAGACAAGGCAACUUUUUGGGGGGAAGAAGUUGCCGUCAGAUCGGUUGUUGCAGCAAGGGGGUGGAGGGGCAAACUCAAGUCCCUCCAUCGAGUCGAAUUUUUCUCCUCACAUUUUCAUCCGUGACAGGAAGGCGACACGGCGACUUCAGUUGAUUAUCUCUCUUUCCUUUGCUAUCCAAUGGAUAUUCACUGCAAAGCGGACCCCUUCACUGCGAUGCACCUAUCCCACGUAGGGCACGGAGGUGUGAACCAGCUCGGCGGGGUGUUUGUGAACGGCAGACCCCUCCCGGACGUGGUGAGGCAGCGGAUAGUGGAGCUGGCCCAUCAGGGCGUCCGGCCCUGCGACAUAUCCAGGCAGCUGCGGGUCAGCCACGGCUGCGUCAGCAAGAUCCUGGGCAGAUAUUACGAGACUGGCAGCAUCAAACCAGGGGUGAUUGGUGGGUCUAAACCUAAAGUGGCCACGCCAAAGGUGGUGGAAAAAAUCGCAGACUACAAGAGGCAAAACCCAACCAUGUUUGCGUGGGAGAUCAGAGACAGACUGCUGGCAGAGGGCAUCUGCGACAACGACACUGUUCCCAGCGUCUCAUCCAUUAACAGGAUCAUCCGAACAAAAGUCCAGCAGCCUUUCCAUCCGUCUCCUGAUGGGUCAUCCCUGUCAACACCAGGCCAUACUAUAGUACCAAGCACAGCCUCUCCGCCUGUAACCAGCGCCUCCAACGACCCUGCAGGAUCCUACUCCAUCAACGGGAUUCUGGGUAUUCCACGAUCCAACGGUGAAAAGAGGAAAAGAGAUGAAGAUGGUUCAGAUGGUUCUGGCCCAAACAGUGAUUCUCAGGGUAGUGUGGAGAGUUUACGGAAACACCUUAGGGCAGAUGCCUUCACCCAGCAGCAGCUGGAAGCAUUGGACCGGGUCUUUGAACGCCCCUCGUACCCUGACGUCUUCCCAACAUCGGAGCACAUCAAACCUGAACAGGCUAAUGAGUACUCGCUCCCUGCCCUGAAUUCCAGCCUGGACGAAGUCAAGCCCAGUUUAUCCUCUAGCGCCAACCCAGACCUGGGCCCCAGCGUGUCGCAAAGCUACCCUGUAGGUCGGGAUAUGGCCAACACAACCCUACCUGGGUACCCCCCUCACGUUCCCCCUACAGGCCAGGGCAGCUACCCAACAUCCACGCUUGCUGGAAUGGUUCCUGGGAGUGAGUUUUCGGGGAACCCCUACAGUCACCCACAGUACACAACCUACAACGACGCCUGGCGAUUCAGCAACCCAGCAUUACUAAGUUCCCCUUAUUAUUAUAGUGCCGCAUCGAGAGGCUCCGCCCCUCCCACUGCUGCCACUGCCUAUGACCGUCACUAGUUACCAUGGAAACCAAAUCAACCUGCAGGACCAUGGCCUUAGCCUCCAUAUUGCCCCGGUGUGAGCGGCAUGGUCCACUGGACACUGAGCAACUGCGCAUAAAAUGUUCCCCGGCUCACACAAUGAGAAACUUAACGUUUUUUUGGGAGGGGAUUCCAGACGACUGCUUCCCUCUCUCCUCCUCACAGCUUUUUUUGGACACUCAAAGCCAAAAAAAAAAAAUUUAAAAAAAGAAAAAAAAAACUACAAGAAGAUCAUCAGAGACACUGAAAGUCA